This is a messenger RNA of Lates calcarifer (barramundi perch), 1276 nucleotides long. RefSeq names its product coenzyme Q-binding protein COQ10 homolog, mitochondrial. Gene Ontology annotation, molecular function: ubiquinone binding. NCBI's taxonomy places the organism in Eukaryota, Metazoa, Chordata, Actinopteri, Centropomidae. The coding region runs from base 101 to 805 and encodes 234 amino acids. The record is from RefSeq and is a predicted model, not a curated record. Gene Ontology annotation, biological process: cellular respiration; ubiquinone biosynthetic process. The transcript has 5 exons. Gene Ontology annotation, cellular component: mitochondrion.
UGAAGUAACCACUUCACUUGGAACAAAGCCGGGUUGUAGUUGCGGCUGAACUGGUGAAAAUUCCGUCGUCUCUCCGAAGUAUUUUAGCAUAAACCUCACAAUGACCAACAAAACGACACCUCUCCUCUUCAAGGCGCUGGUGGAAAUGUCUGAAGCCCACUCUUCAAAGGCUCUGCGAGGAAACGCUACAAGAGCAAAUUUCAGACAUUUGGGCUCCUGUGGGGCCCUGGCAGUGAGGAGGACCAGCCUGCCCAUCUGCCCCACCACCUCCAUCAGCAUACCCAGCCGCAGCUUCAUCAACCUAGCCGUUCCUAUCAGCACCCGCAGGAUGGAGUACACCGAGUGCCGGACAUUAGGGUAUACUCCAGAACAGAUGUAUAAUGUGGUGGCCAAUGUGGACCAGUACCAGCACUUUGUUCCCUGGUGUAAGAAGUCUCGGGUCAUGAAGGGACGAAACAGUGACAUCCGAGCAGAGCUCGAAAUAGGUUUUCCCCCCAUCACGGAGCGCUACACCUCAGAGGUCACAGUCAUCCCAAACCACCAAGUCAGGGCUGUGUGUACUGAUGGAUCCCUCUUCAGCCACCUUGAAACAGUAUGGAGGUUUGCCCCUGGAGCCAAAGACCUACCAGACUCCUGCAAAGUAGAUUUCUAUGUGUCAUUUGAGUUCAAGUCUCUUCUGCACUCUCAGCUGGCCAGUGUGUUCUUUGAUGAAGUGGUUAAGCAGAUGGUCAGUGCAUUUGAGUUACGGGCGGCAGCACUUUACAGGAACCAGCAGGAGGUGCCAUUGAGGAGGUGGUCGACAUGAGCCCCCACCACCACACACACACACACACACACACACACACACACACACACACACACACACACACACACACACACACACACUUGGACCUUUAACUAAACCCUACCAGCCUGCUGCUCUUAACACUUGUCUCAACACUUGUCUUACACAGGAGACUGGUUCUUCUUUUUGCACUCACAUGUAUCUUAUUCUUGAGUUGUCAUGCACAGGAAAUAUACUUAAAACUAUUUAUUUAUAAGCCAUAAUCUAAUUUAUUUACUUUCUUGUACAUAUAUAUUUAUUUUAUGGAUAGGAAUAAAUAUAUUGUUUCAAAUUAUCAUUUUGAACACAAAUGUUUUCUUUGUAAAAUUGUGGGAUUAUGUACAAGUGACUCCUGCUCAGUGCUGAAACAUCUGAAAGGGUUAAGAGCUUUUUCUUGUCCAGGAUUUUUUUCUGUCAGUGGAAUUAAAAAGCUUUUGUAUUUUGGAAAACCUA